Messenger RNA from Apus apus (common swift), 4786 nucleotides. It is a transcript of the gene SOWAHC, whose product is annotated as sosondowah ankyrin repeat domain family member C. The coding region runs from base 116 to 1606 and encodes 496 amino acids. The record is from RefSeq and is a predicted model, not a curated record. Lineage: Eukaryota; Metazoa; Chordata; Aves; Apodiformes; Apodidae. The transcript has a single exon. Gene Ontology annotation, molecular function: protein binding.
GCGCCGCCGCCGCCGGGAGGAGGGGCUGGGGCGGCCGCGGGCUCCGGCGGCGGCAGCAGCAGCAGCAGCAGCGGGAGGAGCGGCAGCGGCGCGAUGCGAUGGGGCAGGGGCGGUGAUGGCGGAGCCGGCCGAGCUGCGGCAGGAGUCGGUGGUGCGGUUCCUGGCGGCGCGGGGCGGGCGGGCGCGCAACGCGGAGCUGCUGGAACAUUUCCGGGACUGGCUGAGCCCUGCGGAGCCCGCUCGCCGUGCCGCCGCCCGCCAGCGCUUCAAGGAGGUGGUCAACGCCGUGGCUACCGUACGACAGGAGCCCGGCACCGGCAUCAAGUACGUGCACCUCCGACGCCGGUACUGUGCCCCGGAGCCCCCCGCCGCCGCCGCCGCCCAGAGCCCCGGGGAGGCGGUGGGGGACAGCGCGGAUCGGCCGAGCCCGCGGGCGGGCGCUGAGGAGACGCCGCCGGCGGCGGGCGAGGAUGCGGGCAGCCGCCCUCAGCCCGCGGGGCGGCGGGCAGAGCCGCCCCGGCCCAGUCCGGCGGCGGGCGGAGGCCAGCGGAAGGGCUCCCGGCGGGGGCCGCUGCCCGGGCGCGGUGCAGGCGGCGAGGAAGCUGCGGUAGCGGCGGGCCCGGGGCGGCCUCCGCCGGCGGAGGAGCUGGGGGCGGUGGACGGAGCCCCCGGGGCGGCGGCGUCGGGGGGCGGCCGCAGGAGCGUGCGGGAAGCGGCGCGGGGCGGCUCGCCCCAGCUGAAGCGCGGAGCCCUCCCCGGCGCGGGGCGCGGCCGCGGUGGCGACUCGGACAGCGCCUCGGUGGCCUCGUCCUCCGCCGAGGAGGACGGGAGCACCACCGGCGCCGUGGCCUUGGACCCCCUGGAGCACGCCUGGAUGCUGUCGGCCUCGGACGGGCGGUGGGAGAGCCUGGAGGGGCUGCUGAGCUGCGAGCCGGCGCUGCUUUGCAAGCGGGACUUCAUCACCGGCUUCACGGUUCUGCACUGGGCCGCCAAGCACGGGCGGCAGGAGCUGCUGGCCACGCUGGUCAACUUCGCCCAGCGGCACCGGCUGCCCGUGGACAUCAACGCCCGCACCAGCGGCGGGCACACCGCGCUGCACAUCGCCGCCAUGCACGGGCACGCCGAGGUGGUGAAGCUGCUGGUAGGGGCCUACGAUGCCGACGUGGACAUCCGCGACUACAGUGGGCGCAAAGCUGCGCAGUACCUGCACCAGGGCACCCCGGGGGAUAUGCGGAGCCUCGUGGGGGCCCUGGAGGAGGAGGAGGAGGAGGAAGGGGCUGCCGGCAAUGGGAGCAGCCGCUGGAGGCUCUCCAAGGUGUUGCCUUCCAAUCUCAUAAACUACCGGCUCUCGCACCACCACCAUCACAGCACUGGGGAGGAAGCUGAGGGCGCCGAAGGGGCAGCAGUGCCAAGCAAGGGCAAGGAGAUGACCAGGAAAGCCUCCGGCAGCGGGCGGAUGAAGCCUCGGCUUAAUAAGAUCCGCUUCAGGACUCAGAUCAUCCACAACACGCCCUCAUUUCGUGGUGACACCGAGGAGGAAGAGCACGAGGACAAAUCCCUGAAAGCAUCGUUCAAGCUCAGGCCGAAGUCUAAUGUUUUUGGAUAAGGCCAAGGAGGAGGAGGAGGUCUGGGAGGUGGGCACAUGGACCAAAGGGUGUAGCACGGAAGGUGAGGCAGGUACAUGUGGGUGCUCAUCUACACUUAUGGACUCUGGACAGAUGAGUCCUGAGUAUCUUGCUUUAGCUCUCAGUUAGGUGGGGUCAAUGAGCUGUGUGGGUCAGCUGGGCUCUGGUGGCUUACAGCUGCCAAGAGCACCUGGUUUGGCUGGGUCCUCGGUGCUGAGGUGAGAGGCAGUGGGUGUGUUGAGAAACGCUGGGGUGGUUGAAAGCUUUGCUCCUUGCUUUCUAAAGGCAGGCUUUGGGAUCAGAAACCCUUGUUAGUGCAUCUGCUGAGAUGAGCGGCUUGAGUAGGGGAAAGAAAAGUGCAAAUGCUUUUACAUUCCCAACCGGUACUAUAAACAACUUGUUAUUUCAGAAGAGCACCUCAGUAAUAUGCAAGUUAAGUUUCUCCUUAACAGCAAUACCGCCCAGCACAGUGUGGAGUUGUGUACCCAAAAUUAGAUGGUAGACAACAGUUUCCUGUCAGAAUCCAAGCUUCAAUCUGUCAAAGACUUGACCCUGUGUUGACUUUAUGCAUUGAAAACUCCCUGAUUUGACAUCGUUACUAUCUUAAUUCUAAUUUAAAAAAUAAUUGCACUGCACACAGUGCAUAAAGUUAACCACAUGCAGAAGUCUCUGUUGUCUGAGGUACUACUGAGCUUGCUUAUCGCUUUUGGAAUACAAAGAUAAUGGAAGCCAAGAGUCUUUUUAUAUAUUUGGUAUCUUAUGUUUUGUCUUAGGCAAAGCAAUUUUAUUUUAAUCACUGUGAAUUCUCAAGUGCCAGACCUAGUCCAGUUCAAGUUAUUAAGUCUGGUCAGUUCUUGUUAAUGUUAUUUGUGUAACUCACUACAUUUGAAAUAGGAAAAAUUUGUUGUAUGUGCUACCCGUGGAAGCUGCUGUCUUUUAGAAAAGAGCACAGACACCAUUGCAUGAAAUCUUCAUGAAACUCUAAUACAGUCCUGUAAUGUCAUAGCUACAGGUCUGUGUUGGGUAGUAUCUUGUGUGUCAAUUGCUUCAACUAACUUUGUGCAGAAUUUGGGGGGGAGGGGGGAAAAAAAAAGGAUGUGUGAAUUCGCACACAAAUAAAUAGAAGUCUGAAAUUCUAUCCCAGUUUAUCAUCCUGAGUGGAAGCAGUAUAAUGACAUACUCUACUUAAGUGAUGGCAAUGGUGUUUGAGUUCUUUUAAACCUGUAUUUCUAGAGAAGUGAUAACCAAGGCCUUGAACUGUUGUUUAACAACCCAGUAAGUCUUCAUCUGAUUGACUAGCCUAUCCAUCUGCUAAAGCUUUCAGAAACCUGCAUCUUCUUUCUCUGCUUUAAAGGUGGUAAUUCCAGUGAAAUCUAAGAGGUAUAUUUGUAUCCAGAUUCGGCUUUCCUUGAGAAUGAGGUAUUGUGCUGACCCUGGAUCCUAGAUGCUGCUGAAGGUAGCAGCUCAUCUGUGCUUAGAUGUUAAGGUACGUCUUUCAGUGUCUUUUCUGUCAAAGCAUGUUUCGAUUUGGCUUCCUCAGAAUGUAUGGGCGUGUCUGCUACAAGUAGAUUGGCUUUGAUGUGUUAAAAUCCACAUCCGAGGCACUGACAAAAUGCAUGCCACAAGCUCUAGAACACCUCACAGGAAAAUUGCUGCUGGGAGUUUUGCACUUUCAAGGUAACAGCUGCCUGUAGCUGUUGCUGGUGGCUUACAUUACUUGUAGCAACAGGGGAAGGGAGUGGUAGUGAUUCAUUGAUCUCAGACUUCCCAUGCAGAUAGAUCACCACUUUCUGCACUUUGUGUCAAAACCUAAUAAAUGACAGUAUUUGCAUAGGCAUGUGAGUGACACUUAGCUAUUUCUGGGAAAAGUUACAUUUAAAAAAAUUGAAUCUCUUUGUAGGUGCUGGUCAUUAAUUUUGUGCAAAAAGACUAGAAAUUAUACAGAGGUUCAGCUUUAGUUUAUUACUUACAAGUUGUAUUAUUAUAGAUUUCACGUGCCUUCAUUUUGGGUUGGUUGCCACAAAUGUGAUGGAUAAAAUCAGACUUGCCGAGCACUUUGUGGUUGCAUCUGUGGGAGAGGACCAGAGAUUUUCCCUCAGCCCUUCCCGUUUAAGCUGGAUGAGAAGGUGUCUGAAAGGGGUGGGGGCGCUUUGCAGCAUGGCCACUUCUGAUUUGAGCAUACAUUCCAUGCAACUACCUAUAUCCAAACCUGAUUAAAGUAGUUUUCUGCUUUGAGAGUUGAUAGUUCUUUCAUAUGAGCUGUUGGGUGAAGUGUUUAUCUCUUCACGUGCAAAUAGCAAAGAAUUGCACAAAAAAUACUGAGUCUUGGAUAGCUGUUGAGGUCUGGGGAAAUAAUUUGAGGACUUCAGUGCUUUGGGAUUUGAUAUAUAGCACACUUUGGAUUUAAAAGCCUAACUGGAACAUAGUUUUCUCUUGCAUAACACAGCAGAAUUUUGGUACUUACUAAGGGAACUUGAAAAAUGGUUAAAAGAUUCCUCAUUUGUAACUCAUUAUUUGAAGUAUCGAAGUGAAACUGUUGGUCCAGUGAUACUGUUUAGGUGUCAAUUAGUGAAAUUUCACCAUAACGGUCCAAAGGUCUUUGCAAGGUGGGGUGCAACAGAGCAAACAUCUGUGUUGGUGUUUGAGAAUGGCUAGAUAACCACUAGUGUCUGUCGGCGCUAUGGGACUAAAGCACUUUGGUUUCACAUUAUGACUUGUCACAUUCCACAUGGUUACUUUUUAUAACAUGAGCUAAAAACUUAAAGUUUUUUUUGGAGAUAGGAAAGGCUUGAUGCCCUGUUUCAGAAUAUUUACGGUCUAAAGGUACUCGAGUCAAAUAUUUUGGAUACAUUACCUAGAGAGAUGUGAAUUUGAAAUAAAGUUGUAUGGUACAGAAAACUGGAGCACUUGCUGGUGUCUUUUUAAUGGUAUGCUUGAAGUUACUGAAUGUGUUCACUUUUUAUGAUGGUAUGAAAGGCAGCAAGACUGUAAUGUAAACAUUUGAAAUCUUUUAUUGUAUCUUAUGUUUGAAAUAUUUUAGAGGCCUGGAAGCCUGUCCGUUUUUAUGAAUACAACUUUUUAUGGGUGUCUUUCCAAAUGGUUAUGAGUUAAGAAUCUGUAAGCUUUAGUUUUACUGAAAUAAAAAGAGCCCAUUAAUUGUU